Molecule: messenger RNA, 2357 nt
Organism: Xiphias gladius (swordfish)
Lineage: Eukaryota; Metazoa; Chordata; Actinopteri; Istiophoriformes; Xiphiidae
Gene: slc35h1
Product: solute carrier family 35 member C2
Exons: 10
Coding region: 401-1504 (367 amino acids)
Biological process (GO): UDP-glucose transmembrane transport
Cellular component (GO): Golgi apparatus; cis-Golgi network; endoplasmic reticulum-Golgi intermediate compartment
Molecular function (GO): antiporter activity
Source: RefSeq, a predicted model, not a curated record
AUUGAACUCUGCAUUGAUUAAUGGAGAGAGCGACCAAGAGUUCAGAGUGCGGGUGUCGUCAUACGAAAAUGAAACGUAUGGGGGAAACGCACUGUGUACUCACAGUUGUAAAAAGCGAAUGAUGCUACGCGUAGGUCGGGGUCCAUAUAAACCAAAAGACUCCUUUUGUAUAGAGUUAGCUAAAUAACCAACAACAGCCACACAGUAUCGGUCUACAUAGCAGUUAAAUGUCAACUAAUGGAGUAUAACGCUGGUUAGCACAGAAAACAAUCGGUCCUGUCAAACUUUGCUAAACAGCAAUCUGUCGGCUGUGGGUGAUAAACAGGGGUGCAGAGUCAGUUUGGAGAUGACCUCUCUACAGUAGCUGUCUGGACUCGACAGCUGAUCCCGGCAUCCCUCUAUGGCGUGCCCUGUCCAGUUCCUUUGCCGGGGGCUCCGCACUGUGGGAUUAGUUCUCCUCUACUAUGUGUUCUCUAUAGGCAUCACCUUCUAUAACAAAUGGCUAAUGAAGGGAUUCCACUAUCCCCUCUUCAUGACGUUGGUUCACCUCACCAUCAACUUCUGCCUGUCGGCCCUGACGAGACGGGCCAUGCAGUGCUGGACAGGGAAACCCCGCAUUAUUCUGAGCUGGACAGAUUACCUCCUUAAAGUGGCUCCCACAGCCUUGGCCACAGCACUGGAUAUUGGACUUUCCAACUGGAGCUUUCUCUUCAUCACCAUUAGCUUGUACACCAUGACCAAGUCCUCAGCAGUGCUCUUUAUCCUCUUUUUCUCCCUGUUAUUUAAACUAGAGGAGCCGAACCCAUUCCUGAUCCUGGUGGUCCUGCUGAUCUCCAGUGGUCUGUUUAUGUUCACAUUCGAGUCGACCCAGUUCAACCUGGAGGGAUUCAUCAUGGUGCUGCUGGCGUCCUUCAUAGGGGGGAUCCGCUGGACCCUCACUCAGGUCCUCAUGCAGAAAGCAGAGCUGGGCCUUCAGAACCCAAUAGACACCAUGUACCACCUACAACCUCUCAUGUUCUUUGGCAUCUUUCCCCUCUUCCUGUUUAACGAAGGGCUGAGCCUCAGUACCUCAGAAAAGUUGUUCCGGGUGACCGAGCUUUCACCUCUCCUUUAUUCACUCUUCACACUGAGUAUCGGCGGCUCACUGGCCUUUGGUUUAGGCUUCUCAGAGUUCCUGCUAGUCUCCCGAACCUCCAGUCUCACUCUAUCCAUAUCAGGGAUCUUUAAGGAGGUGUGUACUCUGGUUUUGGCAGCAGCUCUGAUGGGAGACAGAAUGAGUGCGGUCAAUUGGCUGGGAUUCGCUGUGUGUCUGUGUGGCAUUUCAUUGCAUGUGGGACUCAAAACACAUUAUUCGAAAAAUAAGGUCCCGUCUUUAAGGCAGCUGAACAGUAGGAGCCCAGAGCUUGAGUUGCCAUUACUGCAGCAGAAAAGAGAUGAAGCAGAGGAUUCAGCUGCUGAUGAAUACAAUGACGAAGAUGAAGAACAAGAAAUCACACUACACUGACAUCACAGGAUACCGGCCAAUGAAGUCUUGACUGUCGUCAUACCACGCAGUCCUUUACUCUUCCAUUAGAGGGUUUGAACAGUGACGCCAAAUAUGUGCUUUAGCACUUCCCAUGACUGUUUGGGACACUCUGCCACAAAAAAAGGGAACAGCCUCCUCAGCUCUUUACUCCCAGUGAUCAUGUCUUCAGGCAAGACCAGGGUCUCAUUUUCAUCCGUACAUUAACUGUGGACUUUGAACGUAACACAAGUGAUAAUGUUUUGCCUUGGGGUGGUUUAUUAGGAGGAAAGGUUGCAGUAAAAUAACCACUCUUUACAACUGUGGUGAGCAGAAAAACAUCUCAGAAUGAAAAACACUUCGAACCUUGAGGCAGAUGAGCUACAACAGCAGAAUACCACAAUGGGUUCCACUCCUGUCAGCCAAGAACAGGAAUCUGAGGCUAUAGUGGACACAGGCUCACCAAAACUGGACAGUUGAAGACUGGAAAAAUGUCACCUGGUCUGAUAAACCUGGAUUUCUGCUAAGGCAUGUAGGGUCAAAAUUUGGCGUCAACAGCAUAAAUCCAUGGACCCAACCUGCCUUGGUUCAGGAGUCUAGUCCGGGUUGUUGUAAUGGUGUGGGGAUUGUGUUCUUGGCCCCUAAUAAUGGCUACUUCCAGCAUUACAUCUACCACAACAAAAAGUUGUCUCAAACUGGUUUCAUGAACAUCAUAAUGAGUUCGGUGAACUUUAGUGGCCUCCUCAGUCACCAGCCCUGAAUCCAGUAGAACACUUUUGGGAUGUGGUAGAACGGGAGAUUGGUAGCAUCGAUGUGCAGCUGAAAAAUCUGCAGAAAUAAUGUGAUGCAAUCAUGU